Molecule: messenger RNA, 2858 nt
Organism: Scomber japonicus (chub mackerel)
Lineage: Eukaryota; Metazoa; Chordata; Actinopteri; Scombriformes; Scombridae
Product: suppressor of SWI4 1 homolog
Exons: 13
Coding region: 181-2718 (845 amino acids)
Biological process (GO): rRNA processing; ribosomal large subunit assembly; G protein-coupled receptor signaling pathway
Cellular component (GO): membrane; preribosome, large subunit precursor
Molecular function (GO): G protein-coupled receptor activity; rRNA binding
Source: RefSeq, a predicted model, not a curated record
ACAGCGUUCCGACCAUGUGGAUGGCGUCGCACUGACUUCGUAGGGGAGUUGAUGGGCUUGUUGUAGAUUACAUUUUUCGGACAGAAUGAACUUAAUGUUUCUUGGCAGUAAUAUUAUAGUGUGUGAAGGGUUAGUGUUACUUUUUUGACCCGAUUCACAAACUGUAAGUCUCGCUGAAUAAUGGGGAAAUCAAAGACCAAGAACCAGAAGAAAUCUCGAGCAACAGCCAACCAUGUGGCCGAGGAAACGUACGGAGCGGUGCCCCACUCCUUCGUGUUUAAUCGCGGCCAGGUUGGCAAAAACGUGGGUCAGCUCAUCCUGGAUGUACGGACAGUCAUGGAGCCCUACACUGCAGAGGCCCUCAAGGUCAGGAAAAAGAACGUGUUGAAAGACUUUGUGGCAAUCGCGGGACCACUGGGAGUGACACACUUCAUGAUCUUCAGCAAGACACCCAGUAGUAUCAACAUGAGACUUGCUCGACUCCCUAAAGGCCCCAUGCUUCAUUUCAAAGUGCUCAAGUACACUCUUGUCAAAGACGUGGUUUCGUCGCUGAAGAAGCAUCGGAUGCACGAGCAGCAGUUCACACGUCAUCCGCUACUCAUCCUCAAUAACUUUGGAUCUGAUGGCAUGCAGGUCAAACUAAUGGCCACCAUGUUUCAAAACAUGUUUCCCUCCAUAAAUGUGCACAAGGUAAGCCUCAACAACAUAAAGAGGUGUGUGCUGCUGAAUUACAACCCAACAUCGCAGGAAAUAGAAUUUCGACAUUACAGCCUGAAGGUGGUCCCUGUGGGCAUGAGCAAAGGAGUCAAGAAGCUGAUGCAGGAGAGGUUCCCCAACAUGAGCAAGUUCGAGGAUAUCAGUGAGCUGCUGAUGAAGGGGGCAAACCUCUCAGAAAGUGAAGCAGAACAAGACGGGGAGCACAACAUAACUGAGCUGCCUCAGGUCUACUCUGGCCGAGGGAACAUGGCGUCUCAACAGAGUGCUGUCCGCUUGACCGAGAUCGGUCCUCGCAUGACUCUGCAGCUGACGAAGAUACAAGAAGGCAUGGGAGAGGGGAAUGUCCUCUACCACGCUAUCACCUCCAAGACAGAGGAGGAAAUCCAGGCAAUACUGAAGAGAAAGGAGGCCCAGCUGAAAGAGAAGGAGGAUCGCCGGAAAAAACAGGAGCAGAAUGUCUCUCAGAAGAAAGAUAAACGAGAAGAGAACAAGAAAAAGAGCCUGGAAGGUAUCAAGAAGAAGCGUGAGGCUGAAGAGGAGGACAGUGAAGUGGAGGAUCCAGGACUGCAAGACGAUCAGCCAAAUGCAGCUGAAUCUGAUGAUGAAGCAGAGUACUACAGACAGGCUGUAGGAGAGGAGCCAGACGAAGAUAUGUUCCCUGGGGCCAAGAGGAGACGAGGCCCAGCAAAGUCUCAUGCACCUGCCAAGAAGAGGAAAAUGUCCCCUGGUAAACCAUCAAGAGAAGACAAAUAUUCUAAAUCACCAAGAAGAGACAACAUGGGAAAAGAUCAACAAAGAAAAGGAUGGAAGAAGUCCGGGGACAGGGACAAACCAUUUGGAAAGAAAAUGAAUCCCAGAGGCAAAGCAUUUGGGGGAAAGAAGCCCGGUGAUCGGGAAAAUAAAUUUGGGAAGAAGAAAUUUGAAGGGAAAACGUUUGGUGGAAAGAAAAAUAAAGACUUCAGAUCAAAGGGUCAGAAAGGCAAGCCAAGCUUCAAAAAGAAAGGUGCAGGAGCAAAGCAAAGCUUCAAACAGAGGAAGGGAAAAGCUUCAGCUGAAAGCAAGAUGAAUUUCAGUGAUUGUGAGAACUUUCAAAUCGCCCUGCUGCCCUCAAUGUAUGGGGUCGAGUUCAUUGUGGCCCUGGCAGGAAACCUGUUUGCCCUGUGGUUGCUGAUGACCAGAGAAAGGAGGAACUGGCACACUGGUGUUGUGCUGUCUUGUAACCUGGCCAUCAGUGACCUGCUGUAUGUCCUGACGUUGCCUUUGCUGAUUGUCUACUACGCAAAGCAGAAAGACUGGUCGUUUGGCAAUGCUGCGUGUAAAACUGAGAGGUUCCUCUUCACCUGCAACCUAUAUGCGAGCAUCUUCUUCGUCAUGGCGAUAAGUGUGAACCGCUGUGUGGCCCUGGCGUGGCCCCUCUUCACCCGAAGCUACGUGGAGCCUGCCCACGCCAAGGCCGCCAGUGUCAUCAUCUGGAUCAUUGUAGGAGUCAUUUCCUGCCCUGUGUUGAAGUUUGCCCAAGUUUGCACAGAAAAAACAAAUUCUGGAAAUGGAACCAAAAACAACAAGACUAUGUGUAUGUCAUAUUGUCCUCGCGACGCAAUCCCUAACUUCACUUACAACAUGUUUCUGGCUAUAUUUGGUUGUCUAGUUCCCUUCUUGGUUACUUUCACUUCUUACUGUGUAGUGAUUUGGGUGGUGUGGAAAAAUGUCAGUAUAACCCCACUAGAGAAACGCAAAGUAGCCUUGUUAGUUAUAUCAGUCAUUGUGCUGUAUGCUGUUUCCUUUGUGCCUUACCACAUCUUUCAUAUCUACAAAUUGUAUCUGAGAAUCUAUCACAAAGAAGUCUGUUGGGUCUACGAAAUGUACCAAGUGUCCAAGGGACUGGCAACUCUGAACAUGUGUAUCCAUCCAAUCCUUUACAUGGCUGUGUUUGACAGUAUUAGAGUAGCUUGUUGUGGGAAGAGUCCUAGGAGCAACAGGGGAGAAGUUGCGAGAGAGUAGAAAUUUCUGUGAAAUAAGACACUGUUUCAUGCUGUAAAAUUUAAACAAAUAUAAUCCUAACAGAUUAAUUUUCUCUUACUCUUAUUUCUUGACUUGCUUCUUUUAUAAGUUUUGUUUGGUAGCUAUUAUUAACUUUGAAA